AUGACAGCAGCAGCAGAAACAGCAGCGCUGACAGCAGCAGCAGCAACCCUAACAGCAGCAGCAGGAGCGGCAGCACCCAGAAAUCAGCAGCAGCAGCGGCGCAGCGGAGGCCCUAUCAAAAGCAGCAGCAGCCGCGACAGCAGCAGCAGCUGUAACAGCAGCAACAGCAGCAGCAGCAGCAGCAGCGCGGAGGAGCAGCAACUGCAGCAGCGACUGGAGCAACAACUGCAGCAGCAACUGGAGCAGCAAGUGCAGCAGCCGCUGCAGCAACAACUGCAGCAGCAACUGCAGCAGCAACUGCAGCAGCAACUGCAGCAGCAGCUGCAGCAACAACUGCAGCGGCAACUGCAGCAGCAGCUGCAGCAGCAACUGCAGCAGCAACUGCAGCAGCAGCUGCAGCAGCAGCUGCAGCAGCAACUGCAGCAGCAACUGCAGCAGCAGCUGCAGCAGCAGCUGCAGCAGCAACUGCAGCAGCAACUGCAGCAGCAGCUGCAGCAGCAACUGCAGCAGCAACUGCAGCAGCAGCUGCAGCAGAAACUGCAGCAGCUGCUGCAGCAACAACUGCAGCAGCAACUGCAGCAGCUGCUGCAGCAACAACUGCAGCAGCAGGCGCAGCACAGCUGCUGCAGCAGCAACUGCAGCAGCUGCUGCAGCAGCAACUGCAGCAGCAGGCGCAGCACAGCUGCUGCAGCAACAACUGCAGCAGCAGGUGCAGCAGCAGGUGCAGCAGCAGGUGCUGCAGCAGCAGGUGCAGCAGCAGGUGCAGCAGCAGGUGCUGCAGCAGCAGGUGCAGCAGCAGGUGCAGCAGCAGGUGCUGCAGCAGCAGGUGCAGCAGCAGCAGCGGACCUUUGCUGCUGA
Molecule: messenger RNA, 858 nt
Organism: Eimeria tenella
Lineage: Eukaryota; Apicomplexa; Conoidasida; Eucoccidiorida; Eimeriidae
Exons: 2
Coding region: 1-858 (285 amino acids)
Source: RefSeq, a predicted model, not a curated record